Molecule: messenger RNA, 3308 nt
Organism: Antechinus flavipes (yellow-footed antechinus)
Lineage: Eukaryota; Metazoa; Chordata; Mammalia; Dasyuromorphia; Dasyuridae
Gene: GUCY2D
Product: guanylate cyclase 2D, retinal
Exons: 18
Biological process (GO): cGMP biosynthetic process; intracellular signal transduction; protein phosphorylation
Molecular function (GO): ATP binding; guanylate cyclase activity; peptide receptor activity
Source: RefSeq, a predicted model, not a curated record
CUUCUCUUUCUCCCUGCACCCAUCUUCCCUGCCACUUUUACAGUAGGUAUAUUGGGCCCCUGGACAUGUGACCCUAUCUUUUCUCGGGCCUACCCACACUUGGCUGCCCGACUGGCUGCUACUCGCGUGAACCGUGACCAAGCCCUGGAAGAUGGUCCCUGGUUUGAGGUCAUCCUGCUUCCAGAGCCAUGUCAUACCUCAGGCUCCCUGGGGGCCCUAUCUCCUUCGUUAGCCCGUGUCUCUGGUCUAGUGGGCCCUGUGAAUCCAGCUGCAUGCCAUCCUGCUGAACUGUUCGCUCAAGAAGCUGGGGUCCCCCUGGUGCCCUGGAGCUGCCCCCAAGGGGAAGCUCGAACCACAGCCCCUGCCCUUCCCUUAGCCCCUGAUGUCCUUUAUGUCCUGUUGCGAGCAUUUCGCUGGGCCACGGUAGCCCUAGUCACUGCCCCACAGGACCUGUGGGUAGAGGCUGGCCAGGCUCUUGCUGGGGGCCUCCGGAGGAAAGGCCUGCCUGUAACCAUGGUGACCUCCUUGGAGACUACAGACCAGGAAAGUGCCAAGAAUGCCCUUAAAAGAAUUAGAGAUGGACCCAGUGUCAAAGUGGUGAUCAUGGUGAUGCAUUCAGUUCUACUGGGUGGGGAAGAGCAGCGGUUCCUGUUGGAGGCUGCCGAGGAACUGGGCCUAGUAGAAGGCACAAUGGUGUUCCUUCCCUUCGACACUCUGCACUAUGCCCUACCCCCGGGCCCUGAGGCCCUGAGGCCCAUCAACAACAGUUCCAGACUCCGAAAAGCUCAUGAUGCAGUGCUCACUCUAACCCGCUACUGCCCUAAAGGGAAUGUGUCAGCUAGCUUACGGCAGGCCCAGGAGCAACAGGAGCUUCCGCUGGACCUUAAACCCCAGGAGGUAUCCCCACUCUUUGGCACAAUCUAUGAUGCUAUCUACCUGCUGGCAGGAGCUGUGGUAGGAGCACAAGUAGCUGGGGGUGGAGGAUGGAUCUCUGGGGCAGCAGUGGCCCGACACAUCCCCAAAACUGAGGUCCCUGGCUUCUGUGGAGAUGUAGGAGGGGCAAAGGAGCCUCCUUUCGUGCUACUGGAUACAGAUGGGGUGGGGGACCAGUUACUCCCCACAUAUACACUGGAUCCAACUCAGGGUGUCCUCAACUAUGCUGGUAAUCCCAUCCACUUUCCUCAUGGUGGCCGGGGGCCUGGUCCUGAUCCUCCUUGUUGGUUUGACCUCAACGUGAUCUGCAGUGGAGGAAUAGAGCCCAGGUUCAUCCUUCUUGUCAUCCUUAUCAUUGUUGCUGUGGGGCUGGUGGUCACCACACUGGCCUAUUACAUUCGACACCAGCUCCUCCAUGCCCAAAUGAUCUCUGGUCCCAACAAAAUGAUCCUGACUCUGGAGGACAUCACUUUCCUUCCUCGGCAGGGGAGCAAUUCCCGAAAGGUAACAGAGGGGAGCCGGUCAAGUCUGGCUGCCCACAGUAUAUCUGACAUGCGUAGCAUCAACCAGCCCCAAGAUAAUUCUAAUAUUGGCAUGUAUGAGGGAGACUGGGUUUGGCUGAAGAAAUUUCCAGGUGAUCAAUAUACUGAAAUUCGUCCUGCAACCAAAAAGGCCUUCUCGAAGCUACGGGAGCUCCGCCAUGAGAAUAUAGCUCUCCUUGCAGGGCUUUUCCUGGCUGGGAAUUUGGAAGGGUCUGGAUCAGGAGGGCCAGGAGGAGGCAUCCUGGCUGUGGUCUCUGAGUACUGUACUCGAGGAUCCCUCCAAGAUCUGCUCACUCAGAGAGACAUAAAACUUGACUGGAUGUUCAAAUCCUCCCUCCUGCUUGAUCUCAUUAAGGGCAUACGCUAUUUGCACCAUCGUGGGGUUGCCCAUGGGAGACUCAAGUCCCGGAACUGUGUGGUGGAUGGGAGAUUCGUGCUCAAGAUCACAGAUCAUGGUCACGGGCGGUUGCUGGAGGCUCAGAGAGUGUCCUUGGAGCCACCCCAAGCUGAGGACCGCUUGUGGACAGCCCCUGAACUCCUGCGGAACCAGACUUUGGAACGACAGGGGACUCUGCAAGGAGAUGUGUUCAGCGUGGGCAUCAUCAUGCAAGAAGUAGUUUGCCGCUGUGAGCCUUAUGCCAUGUUGGAGCUGACCCCAGAGGAGAUUGUCCAAAAAGUGCAGAGCCCCCCACCAAUGUGCCGACCCUCAGUGUCCAUAGAUCAGGCUCCCAUGGAAUGUAUCCAGCUCAUGAAGCAGUGCUGGGCAGAGCAGCCAGAACAAAGGCCCACCAUGGACACAACUUUUGACUUGUUCAAGAACAUCAAUAAGGGACGGAAGACAAACAUCAUUGAUUCCAUGCUUCGGAUGCUGGAACAAUAUUCUAGCAACCUGGAAGAUCUGAUUCGAGAGCGGACAGAGGAGCUAGAGCUUGAGAAACAGAAGACAGACAAACUUCUCUCUCAGAUGCUACCCCCGUCUGUGGCUCAGGCUCUGAAGCUGGGGAUCCCAGUAGAGCCUGAAUAUUUUGAGGCGGUCACGCUGUACUUCAGUGACAUUGUCGGUUUCACUACUAUCUCAGCCAUGAGUGAGCCCAUUGAAGUUGUCGAUCUGCUUAAUGACCUCUACACACUUUUUGAUGCCAUCAUUGGUUCCCAUGAUGUCUACAAGGUGGAAACAAUUGGUGAUGCCUACAUGGUAGCUUCAGGGCUGCCAAAGCGAAAUGGGCAGAGGCAUGCAGCAGAGAUUGCCAACAUGUCAUUGGAUAUCCUCAGCUCCGUGGGCUCCUUCCGCAUGCGCCAUAUGCCAGAGGUUCCCGUACGCAUCCGUAUUGGCCUGCAUUCUGGCCCAUGUGUGGCUGGAGUGGUGGGUCUCACCAUGCCUCGUUACUGCCUCUUUGGAGAUACGGUCAAUACAGCCUCUCGAAUGGAGUCCACAGGACUACCUUAUCGAAUCCAUGUGAAUAUGAGCACGGUGAAGAUUCUUCAGAGUUUGAAUGAGGGCUUCCAGGUAGAAAACAGAGGCAAAACAGAACUCAAGGGAAAAGGCAUAGAAGAUACCUUCUGGCUUGUAGGGAGAAAAGGGUUUAACAAACCUAUUCCUAUCCCUCCUGACCUACAGCCAGGGGCCAGUAACCAUGGCAUUAGUUUACAAGAGAUCCCUGAAGAGAGAAGGAAGAAGCUAGAAAAAGCACGCCCAGGGCAGUCACUGGGAAAAUGAGGCUCCAAGAAGAGGUGAUUCCUUCUUUCCUAAACCACAUGACUCUCCCCCAUCUAUGGUAUCCCCAGCUGGAGUCCUCUCCACAAAUGCUUCCUUUGUGGACAACCUGGAAUACA